AUGGACUGCGAUCUGCAGGACUUCUUUUCGGCCCAGCCGGCAGUCGACGAAUCGGGCAGCCCCAAGGAGACCGUUCCAAGAAGCGCAAGAGAGCGAGCGAAGAAGCCCAAGGUUUCUGGUGGAUGGCCAGGAUCCCGGGGACCGGCCUGUUGGCACGCCGAGUUCGAGUUCGUGUUCACAUCCAUGCCGAGGACUCGCGCUCGAGAUGCGCUGGAUCCAUGGCCAUUGAUCUUGAUGCCAGGCCAGCCCACUCCAGCCUCUCCGAGUCGUGAUCCAUGGACCGGCUGCUUCUCCGGAUGCCAGCCCGCGCCCCCUAUCAUCACCCCGGCCGCCCAAUCAUCCCAACUCAAUCCCGUAAAUCAACCAUCCCCACCUCCAGGCCUUCCGACCUCUCGGCGCCCACGGCCGUAA
This is a messenger RNA of Penicillium canariense, 411 nucleotides long. RefSeq lists its product as uncharacterized. Bases 1 to 411 code for a protein of 136 amino acids. The record is from RefSeq and is a predicted model, not a curated record. Lineage: Eukaryota; Fungi; Ascomycota; Eurotiomycetes; Eurotiales; Aspergillaceae. The transcript has a single exon.